Dicentrarchus labrax (European seabass) is the source of this 7536-nucleotide messenger RNA. RefSeq names its product period circadian protein homolog 2. Gene Ontology annotation, biological process: negative regulation of transcription by RNA polymerase II; entrainment of circadian clock by photoperiod; circadian regulation of gene expression. The record is from RefSeq and is a predicted model, not a curated record. Lineage: Eukaryota; Metazoa; Chordata; Actinopteri; Moronidae. Bases 285 to 4913 code for a protein of 1542 amino acids. Gene Ontology annotation, molecular function: transcription cis-regulatory region binding; transcription corepressor binding. The transcript is spliced from 22 exons. Gene Ontology annotation, cellular component: cytoplasm; nucleus.
CGGAGUGAGCCGGGGAGGGUCCGUCGACUACUGUGUCAACCCGUCUGAAUCUCGUCUCCCAUUGAGGAAUGCUGGAUGUUUAACUGAAUGUUUUACUCACUGCUCCGUUUUGCUUUCACUCGACACCGAGGACGACCGGAGAGGCGAUUCUUUAUCACGGCAGCACAGAUUGCAUCCCCACUCCUGAGGCAUCAACUCCAUUUGCGUCCCACUGCCAAGCACUUGAUGGCAUUGCCAUGUGGAAGGUAACUUAAUCUCCCAUCUUUUGCCCUUUGGUCCGUCCCAUGUCUGAGGACAGUGAUCCAAAGCACUACCUGUACUCAACCCUGGACGGGCGUGAACGUAAACGCGAAAGGGUAGGCUUCCAGGUGGAGGAAGAGGUGCCCUCUCCCUGUGCCUCCAUUAGCCAACUUCACCGCAUGGCUAGCAGCUACGAUGAGGGUUGUGGCGGGCGGGAUGGGGUGGAACUGGAUGCCGAGUUAGGAUUGGCCUCCGAGGGGAGCGACAGCAGCCAUGAGCAUCCGGCCUCGCCGGGCUCCCCACACGAUGACAGGAAGCGGCCACGGCCACCCUUACACGAGGAUGUAGAGAUGGGCGGCAGCGGCUCGAGUGGGAGCGGGACAGAAUCCCAUGGAAACGAGUCGCAUGGCAAUGAGUCCCAUGGCAAUGAAUCUGUGGGCAGCUCAAAUGGCAAUUGCAAGGAUUCCGCUCUCAUGGAGUCUUCGGGGAGCAACAAGAGCUCAAACUCUCACAGCCCCUCACCGCCAAGCAGCUCCAAUGCCUUCAGUCUGGUGAGCUCCGAGCAGGACAACCCUUCAACCAGCGGCUGCAGCAGCGAACAGUCAGCCAAAGCUAAGACACAGAAGGAGCUGUUCAAGACCCUAAAGGAGCUGAAGAUGCACUUGCCGUCGGAAAAGAGGAGCAAGGGCAAGUCCAGUACUGUCAACACGCUGAAAUAUGCGCUGCGAUGUGUCAAACAGGUGAAAGCCAAUGAGGAAUACUACCAGAUGCUGAUGAUUAAUGACAGUCAGCCACCAGGGUUUGAUGUAUCUUCCUACACCAUCGAGGAAAUCAACAGCAUCACCUCCGAAUACACCCUCAAAAACACUGAUAUAUUUGCUGUAGCCGUCUCACUCAUCACGGGGAAGAUUGUUUACAUCUCGGACCAGGCGGCAUCCAUCUUGAACUGCAAGCGGGAAGUGUUUAACAAUGCCAAGUUCGUGGAGUUCCUCACGCCUCAGGACGUCAGUGUGUUCUACAGCUUCACCACGCCCUACCGCCUGCCCUCAUGGAGCAUGUGCACCGGAGCAGAGUCGUCUCCCACGGAGUGCAUGCAGGAGAAAUCCUUCUUUUGCCGCAUCAGUGGUGGUAAGGAGCGCGAAGGGGAUCUCCAGUACUAUCCUUUCCGUAUGACUCCCUACCUGAUGAAAGUCCAGGAUGCUGAGCUGGCUGAGGAACAGUUCUGCUGCCUCCUGCUGGCUGAGAGGGUGCACUCUGGAUACGAAGCACCCAGAAUCCCUCCUGACAAGCGUAUCUUCACUACCACACACACACCAAACUGUGUGUUCCAGGAUGUGGAUGAGAGGGCUGUUCCUCUGUUAGGUUACCUCCCGCAGGACCUGAUUGGAACCCCUGUGCUCCUCAAUCUGCACCCAAGUGACCGACCCUUGAUGCUGGCUGUGCAUCGCAAGAUUCUGCAGUAUGCCGGUCAGCCGUUCGAUCACUCCUCGAUCCGUUUCUGCGCAAGAAAUGGCGAGUACAUCACCAUCGACACCAGCUGGUCCAGCUUCGUCAACCCCUGGAGCCGCAAGGUCUCCUUUGUCAUUGGCAGGCACAAAGUCCGCAUGGGUCCCGUGAAUGAAGAUGUUUUUGCAGCACCAGCUUUCCAUGGAGGGAAGAUCAUGGACUCAGACAUCCAGGAAAUCAGUGAACAGAUCCACAGGCUGCUACUCCAACCAAUCCACAACGUAGGUUCCAGCGGUUAUGGCAGCCACGGCAGCAACGGUUCCCAUGAGCAGCUGGUGGGCAUCAGCUCGUCCAGCGAGAGCAACGGGAACGUCACUGCAGGGAAGACGGCGGAGGAGACGGGCAAAGCCAAGCCUCCCAGGACAUUCCAGGAGAUUUGUAAAGGGGUCCACAUGCUGAAGAACCAGGAUUCCCAGGUCUGCCUGCACUCCCCUUCCCCUUCGGCCUCACCGUCGCCAUUGAAGCCUGAGCAAAGGAAGACCACUGACACAGCAGCUCAGAAGAGUCCAGCAGUACGUCUGAAGGACUCGCCGCCCCCUCUGCAGGUCAGAGACAGUACUGCAGACAGCGUGGAAGACUUCCCCUGCAAAGACCAGACUGUCCACUCCUACCAGCAGAUCAGCUGCCUCGACAGCGUCAUCAGGUACCUGGAGAGUUGUAACAUCCCCGUCACAGUGAAGAGAAAGUACCAGUUCUCCUCCAACACCACCUCCUCCAACUCUGAUGAUGACAAGAAGGGCUCAGACGAUGGCAUGCAAGUGCCUCAAGAUACAAACCCAGACUCUUUGAUGCUUGCCGCCCAGCCAGGCCUGUCAAACAUGAAAGCACCAAAGAAGCCAUCUAGGGCAGCUGCUGUGGUGGGAGGACCCCUGGCACCCCUCACCCUGCCCAGCAAGGCUGAGAGUGUGGUGUCCAUCACCUCCCAGUGCAGCUACAGCAGCACAAUCGUCCAUGUGGGAGACAAGAAGCCUCAGCCCGAGUCUGAGAUUAUUGAGGACGUGGCAGAGAGCCCCGCACCCCCGGCUCUGCCCAUCAGCGUGGUGUCUCCGCCCAGCCAGGAAAAGGAGGCCUACAAGCGGCUAGGACUGACCAAACAGGUGCUGGCUGCACACACUCAAAAGGAAGAGCAGGCAUUCCUCACCCGCUGCCGAGAGCUCCGCAACGCCAGGUCUUUCCAGAAGGACUGUUACACAUACCUGCACAAGCAGAGAGGGUCAGCCAACGCUAAAGAAUCAUCUGGACCACGAGGUGCAGCCAAACAGGGCACCACCAGGCCUGAGACUACUGCCAAGAAGGGCAUUCGCAAUAGGAAGUCCAAGAAGUCACGGAUGAAGCAUCCUGAUUCGUCAGACAGCGCUGUAUCACACCGCAAACCCCGCCCCCCUCUCCAGGGUCUCAACCAAACCUCGUGGUCCCCGUCAGAAGCAUCCCAGUCAGCUUUUAACGUCUCUUACCCAGCUAUGGUGCCUGCCUACCCACUCUACCCCCCUGCACCUGCUGCCCCCUCUCAGGCCCCCCACCCUGACCCCUCCCUUUCCACAGGCUUUGGAGAGGGGCAGAGUACCCAAGCCCCUCCUACUGCCACUCCAUUUCCUGCACCCAUUGUUACACCUGUGGUGGCUCUGGUGUUACCCAAUUACCUCUUCCCCCAAAUAGGACAGUUAGGUCAGAUAGGGCAGCUGGGGGCUGCUCCUAGACCUGCGUUUUUCCCUGAGCAGACCCAGACACAACCUGCAUACACUACUCAGCAGCCGUUUCAGCCCCCACAACCAGCCUACACCAUGCAAACACAAGCCCCCUACACCAGCCAACAGCCGUUUCCCGUGCAGACUGCCUUUGCCCCCCAGCAGCCGUUCCAAACGGCUCAGACCCCCUAUACCACCCAGCAGCCUUUCCAGUCUGCUCAAACCACUUACACUACCCAGCAGCCUUUCCAGGCUGCUCAGACCCCCUACACUACCCAGCAGCCUUUCCAGGCCCCUCAGACCCCCUACACUACCCAGCAGUCUUUCCAGGCCCCUCAGACUGCCUACACUACCCAGCAGCCCUUCGCUGCCCAGCCUUCUUUCCCAGUGCAGACUCAGUUUGUGGCUCAAGCACCAUAUCCAGCUCAGCCCUUCCCUUACAGCCUAGCCACCGAGCCCCCCAAAGCCCUAGGCCGAGAGGGUGCAGCAUCACGCUCCUCCACCCCAGCCUCUGGAGCGAGGGAGCCCACCACGUCGCCACCGCUGUUUGAGUCGCGGUGCAGCUCGCCCCUGCAGCUCAAUCUGCUGAGCAUGGAGGAGGGACAGCGCUCAGUGGAACGGCAGGACAGCACAGCGCCUUCUGCUGGCAACAGUACAGCUGCAGCAUCAGGGGAGAAGAACGGAGGCACCACCAAGACUGAAAACCACAUACAGGUGGAGUCUCCAGGAGAUGGGGCUCACAGCGACGGUAAUUCCUCGUCCUGCGACUUGCUUGACAUCCUGCUGCAAGAGCAGGAGGACUCCCACUCCGGCACCGGAUCAGCGACCUCUGGCUCCAUGGGCUCAGGAUCGGGCUCUGGAUCGGGCUCUGGAUCGGGGUCAGGAUCGGGCUCAGGCUGUGGUACAUCAGCUAGUGGAGCUUCAGGCAGUAGAACAGGGAGCAGCAACACCAGCAAAUACUUUGGCAGUAUUGACUCCCUGGAACAUGACCCCAAGGCCAAGGCCAAAGCCAAGACGAGAAGCGAAGGAGACUCUGAAGGCGGUCGGUCACAGACCAAGGUCUCAACCCAAGGGGAGGGAGAGCAUUUCAUUAAAUACGUUCUCCAGGAGCCCCUCUGGCUGCUCAUGGCCAAUGCUGACGACAAGGUCAUGAUGACAUAUCAAAUGCCGUCCAGGGACAUUCAGAAGGUUCUGCGAGAUGAUAAGGAGAGGCUGAGACAGAUGCAGAAGAGCCAGCCUCACUUUUCGUCUGACCAGCGACGAGAACUAGUGGAGGAACACCCCUGGAUGAGGAGGGGAGGUCUACCUGCUGCUAUCAAUGUGAAGGAGUGUGUGUACUGUGAGGAUGCAGCAGCAACCCACAUCGAGGAGGACCUGCCAGACAUGGACAUGGGCGAGAUGGGCGAGGAGUUGCGCCAAGAGAGCCAGAACGCCCAGAACCAAUCAGAGGAGUCUCAGCCUCAACCAGACACUGGCUCGUGAACACACAUGGCCAGCAGGGGGACACACUUGACCAGCCAUGGACCCUCAUGAUGCACACACACGCACACACAAUGUGGAUGUGAGACAAACACACAUGAACUCAAGCAGAACUCUGUUGCCAGUCAAUGAAUAUGAAUAUGUGUGCCGCUCACUGUGUGUGUGUGUGUGUGUGUGUGUGUGUGUGUGUGUGUGUGUGUGUGUGUGUGUGUGUGUGUGUGUGUGUGUGUGUGUGUGUGUGCUGUGCGGAGGACUGCCGCUGAAGUUGCCAGCACUCUCACAGAAAUGACCUGGACCCAGCCUGUGUGGUUGGUGACCUUUGGCCUCCCAAAUAUAUUUUUAUUUAACUGUUUUCACAUCUGCUUUGUCAGAGAGAUUUACAGCAACGCGAGGAUUUACAAUUCUGAAAGAGUUAAUAGUGGACAUAUUAAUAUAUUUGAUGAAAAAAAAAUAUAUAUAUAUAUUGACAAAAUAAUUGUAAUUAAACUAUUUAAAGAUGUUAUUAACAAGCAGCCCAGCAUUGCUGUUUAAAUAGUACCAGACAUUAUGUUUUCUUGUUUUUGCCAUUCAAGUCCUUCAAACCCCAGGAUUCUUUUUGUUUUUGCCCACUAGGAACUUUUUAGAAUCGAUGUGGUGCUCAUAGGAUGAUGUAGUCCCAGUCAAAGGGCAGGGACAGGAACUCCUGCUUUUGCAUCAUGGAUGAGUGUUUAUCGCCUACAGCAGUGGUAGAACCUGACUCUACAGCCAACGGAAGGCGGAUCGUAACUUUCUACAACAGUGACAAUCUGAUACGUAGUGCAAGAUGAUCAUUUAACUAAGUAUCUUAUUUAUUUUCUACCAGAUAAUGUAUCUAGAAUAGAAUUUUUUAAGCUAAAGCCAAAUCCAUUCAGCUCAGUACUUGUAUAUGAACAGUUUACAGGCGUUGACAAUUAACUCAACAGGAAAUUUCAAGUGUCUGAGUAACUGGAGGUAGCUUGUCCAUUUCACAGAUUAACCUCAAAGUGUUGUAGGCAUCUGCCGAACUUAAAACAGCACGGGUGCUAUGAAGAAGCAGACAUCAUCACAGAUUAAGAAGCUGCUGAAAUAUUUUUGCUUAUGUAAAAAGGUCAACAUCAGAAUUGCUACGUGAAAAGCAGAGGUUGAAAGGAUCGUAGUUAUACAAACUAACAAGUUCCUUUUGACAUCCAAUUUGUAUCUUAAAAUGGCACAUUUUGUUUUCUUUUUUUUUAAGAAACUAUAUCGAGGUACAUGGCAGAAUAUUGCAAAAACUGUUGAGUAAUAUUAUUUUUGUGUCAGUAUGGUGCGUCUCUACUACAAAAUGUCGUUUUUAGAACAAACCAGUACUAUUUAUACUUUAUGCAAAAAUAUAUUCUCUCCACUUCUGAGACAUUUCCUCUGCUCGUUUUCUCACAUGUAUUUUUCUGGAUCAAAAAAUAUAAAUACACUUUUUAUUUUUUACAAAACAUUUUUCAGGCACCACCAGAAAGACUGUAAGUCAUACAUCUCUGCAGCACAGAUCAUUGAGUAAUGUAAAGGCUUUGGGUCAAAUAUGUUUUGGCAUCAGCACUGAAAUAUAGAUUUUGAUUGGUAAACAGCAUUACAAUUGUAGCAAAUACGGGGACCAUGUUGCCUCAGUGACCUUCUAAAGGGCCCUGGGUUACACAGGAAAUGGUGACAUGUAUGCAUCAGCAACCAUGCAAGCCCCUCGUCAUCUAACAUAAAGUAUUAAGAAAACUGUGAUCCACAUUGGCUCCAUGCAGUCGAGGUGAACAGCACGAGAACUGGGAACAACCCUGGUGCUACAGCAGAGAAACUGUUGUGAAUGUAACACGGACUGGACCAAGAGCACCUCACUGACUUAGUUUGUUUUCAUGGUUUUCUUUCUUUCUUUCUUUCUUUUUUAAUUUCUCGUUCACUUGUUAUUGUUCUAUUUUUCUAUUUUUUCUCUUGCAUAUUUUAUUUUAUUUGUUUGACAAAAGUAAUGGCUUUUGAGUGUCAUUGGGGACGGACCCUACCUCUAAUGAAUCCCAGGUCAUGUUACUCUAAGCAGAACAUAGCAUGUGUACACAUGUGGGCAAACGCAAUGGACAGAGUGGUCAGAUACUUAAGUGAUUCCGGUGAAUGAUGGGUUUGUACAGAGAGUCUCUGUCUGCUUUCUGUCUCUCUGAAUGAAUGUGUGCACAAAGAGGACAGCCACCUGUCACCACCUUUUGUCUCUUUUCUGUGCAAAAUAUCUCGAGGGGGGCCUCCAAUGCUCACCUGUGUAUAAACUAUUAAGAAUGGAAGAAUGUUGUUAAUUCAUGUGGAAAUAAGCUGUUCUGAAUGCUGAAAGUAAGCCAGAGAAUGAUGCUGCGCUAGUGCUGAAGCCUUACCUUUGUUAUAGAGGGAAUCCAUUUUUAAAUGAUUACACACUGGUGGGCCGUUGGUAGCACCCUGAGCUGUAAAUGCAUACACGCGGUACAGGCACACAAUGCUGCGUACAGUCAUGUCAAGUCAUGUAAAUUUGUUUCCUUGCCACUGUAUGAGUCUAUGGUAUGAAACUAGCACAGUUCUGUGCAUUUGUGUAGAUAAGAUGUGUUUGUUUGAGAUAUGGAAAUGAUGUUGUAAUAAAACUACAGAAAUAUAA